AUGGACUCUAAAUGGACAGCAGAACGAGAUGCUGAAGCUGUAAAAAUUUUAACUGAUGACGCUUCUGUAAAUAAAGAUAGGCGGUAUUAUCACGUUCGUGAGAAAUUUGAUUUAAUCGAGGUAGCUGGCGUUCGACGAGUGCGACGGAAACGCGAUCAACGUAUUAUGGCAGUAGUCGACAGUUUCCAUAGUAUUAUCCGUGACAUGCAUGUGGCCAGUGGACAUAAAGGUGAGACGAAAACACACAAGAAAAUAAUGGAGCAUUACUCUAAUAUUACUAUGGCUGAUGUAAAAACUUAUAUCGCUAAUUGUGAAAGGUGUGCGGAAAAAUAA
Molecule: messenger RNA, 333 nt
Organism: Macrosiphum euphorbiae (potato aphid)
Lineage: Eukaryota; Metazoa; Arthropoda; Insecta; Hemiptera; Aphididae
Source: the annotation of a GenBank genome assembly